Eruca vesicaria subsp. sativa (arugula) is the source of this 279-nucleotide messenger RNA. The record is from the annotation of a GenBank genome assembly. Lineage: Eukaryota; Viridiplantae; Streptophyta; Magnoliopsida; Brassicales; Brassicaceae.
AUGGCUGGUGUUGAGGUUGAGAAAACAGUACCAAACACAGAAGAGAAGACGAUGACCGAGAUGCCUAAGGAAACCGUUCACACGACAGAUGACUCAGUUACUGCGGUUGAAGUGGAAAUAAAAGAAGAAGAAGUACCAAAGGUAGAGAAAGAGACAGAAAAAAACGAGACAGUUCCGGUUAAAGAGGAGAAACCGGUUGAAAUUCCGGCAGCUGUGGAAGAGAAAGCUGUCAAGCCGGCGGCACAAGAGGAGAAGACUCUUGAAGUCAAGACAGCGUAA